Messenger RNA from Ylistrum balloti, 1428 nucleotides. Its product is annotated as bifunctional polynucleotide phosphatase/kinase-like. The record is from RefSeq and is a predicted model, not a curated record. Gene Ontology annotation, cellular component: nucleus. NCBI's taxonomy places the organism in Eukaryota, Metazoa, Mollusca, Bivalvia, Pectinida, Pectinidae. Gene Ontology annotation, biological process: DNA repair. The coding region runs from base 1 to 1254 and encodes 417 amino acids. Gene Ontology annotation, molecular function: ATP-dependent polydeoxyribonucleotide 5'-hydroxyl-kinase activity; double-stranded DNA binding; polynucleotide 3'-phosphatase activity. The transcript is spliced from 8 exons.
AUGAGUGUCCGAUCAAAAGCACUGAAAAGGAAGGCUGCUGAAGAAGGCGCCUUGAAAGCUAAACGGGCAAAGGGAGAGACCGACCUUUGUGAUAAUCUGAAAUGGUCUCAAGAAGGCGAAGUGAUGAGAGGGGUGUGUCCUCUGAUGAAGUUGACAUCAGACACACUUCCGGGUUCAAAGAAAAUAAUCGGAUUUGAUAUAGACUUUACGGUUAUCAAAACUGCUAGUGGCAGGACUUUUGCUACAGGUGCCAGCGACUGGGAAUGGUGGGAUGAUUGUGUUCCUCAGAAGAUACGAGAUUGUCACAAUGAUGGCUACCGGAUUGUUUUCUUUACCAACCAGGCAGGCAUCGAAAAACUCAAAGUGACACCACAGGAAUUCAUGAAGAAAGCGGAGGCCAUUGUUGGGGAAAUUGGAAUCCCAGUCUUGGUGUUUGCUUGUACUGGUACCAAUCAUUUCAGGAAACCAAGCACAAUGAUGUGGGAACAUUUUGUGCAGAAGUGUAAUGGUGGUGUUAAGCCAGACCUUUCUCAGUGUCGCUAUGUUGGAGACGCAGCUGGACGAGCUGCUGAAUGGGCACCUGGAAAGAAGAAGGAUUUCUCAUGUAGUGACCGCAUGUUUGCUGCCAACAUUGGAAUCAAUUUUCAAACUCCGGAGGAGUUCUUCCUCGAAGAAAAAGCAGUUCCAUUUCAGUGGAGGAGUUUCAAUCCAAAUGAUGUUAUUUCUACUGACAAGAAAGCUAAGAAGAUAGAUUACCAUAGUAAUAAACAGGAAGUGGUAGUAAUGACUGGUUGCCCAGCAUCUGGGAAGACUACCUUCAGGCGGAAACACCUGGAACCCCACGGUUAUGUGGCUAUCAACAGGGAUACUUUGGGAACCAAGGCCAAAUGCCUCAAGGCUGCAAAGACAGCCCUGGACUCUGGAAACAGCAUUGUCGCAGAUAAUACAAAUCCCUCAUGUGAAGCAAGAAGUGAUUACAUAGCAUUGGCCAAGUCAAAAAAAAUUCCAUGCAGAUGUUUCUGGAUGAAGACACAAAGAGAAAUGGCUGAACAUCUGAACUUUGUACGCCAGAACCAGACCGAUGGUAAGGUCAGGAGGAUACCAGACGUUGGAUACAACCUUUUCUAUAAGCAGUUUACACCUCCCACUAAAGCAGAGGGUUUCUCGGAGAUCACAGAGAUAGACUUUGUAACUGAUUUUGAAAGUAAACGUGAUGAGACUCUGUUCCGACAGUGGACCACAGGAGGCCAUUAGACUCCUGUAUAUAUCAAUGUUGACAUAUUUUUAACAAUAAGGAUUCUGUGUUGUGUUCAUUGUUGUAAUGGAAAGAUAUUUUUGUAUUAAGGUAAUGUACAAUGAAACCUGUCUUUAAGGACAUCCUGUGAUAUCUUAUAUAGUUAUUUGGAUUUUUUCUUGUUAAUUUAGACA